UGCGCUCCGCACUUUUCUGUCGCCCGGUUCCAAGAUGAUUGCUGCAUUUCUAGCGUUCAAGACGAUCAUGUUGUGACCUUGCAUUCGGCUGCAACUCCUUCGUGCUUCUUUUCAAUCCUUGCACUUGCACUUAGCUCCGACGCGAUCAGUCGGGAAGCACUUCGUUCUGAAAAGCACUACGCGCCGGUUUCCUGCAUGCCUUUCUAAUAAUAUUCUGCGCCAACAUAAUAAUUCUAAUGAGCUGCUGCUAGUGGGGUUGGCCCAAAACAGGAGCAGUACUUCUCCCAGCAUUCCACCAUGCGUCUCCAUCUGAUUAUCCAGCGGCAUGGCCUGCCCGUCACACGCAUUCUCUGGACAACGUCACCGCCGUCUGCUUUUGGCCACAAUGCGCCCAAUGCUUCGUCUAUGCUUCCUGCCACGUCCUCUGCACUGGCUUCAACGCGUACACCUAAUGCGCUGUAUUCCAAUGGCGGAUACACGAUCGCACAACUGCUGGAGGAUGUCAAUGAGGUCGUUCCGCUUGAGACGGAGCCAGCUUUGUUUGACAGUGAAUGCAGCGGACAGUGGGGUCUAGAGGACUAUGUGGUCGAGGUUGGCGGCUCCGAAUGUUUGCACUUUAUGGAGGUGGAAGGUCUGCUGCGGGAUGGCGAUGAAGUCUUGAUCCGUGCCCUCCAGAUGUCGGACCUCCGAGUCAGACGGCUUUCCGGUCGUCAUCAAAUAUCCUCCGACGGCAAGCACCUUAUUGAUGGUGUCCCUUUUGGCAAACCGUUUCUGAAAAGACCUACGGCGUCACGGCCCGCGAUUACGAUCCCUCCAAGGAAGAGACGUCGCACUACCGCUGCAGGUUGGGACUACGGGUCACGCUACGAAGAGGAAGACACUGAGUGGGCGCCGUCCAACCAACUGGGCUUCACCAAAGAGCUUUCGGUUGUCAAGUCAGAUGAUCCGCCGCAGCUGCAGGAAAGAAACCAGAAUGAAUACGUAGAUGCGUAUCAUGAUGAUUAUGAGGAUUACCACGAACCCGAGGAGGACGGGGACGACGGCACGGUGAUCCGACACGCUGUCAACGAAGCAUCCAAUGACCAAGCUUCGGAGAGUGACUCAGACCUGUCAAAUGUCAAUGAUGAAGACUUGGCGGAAGAAAUAAAGGGGCUUGAGGAAGACUUGGAGAUGUCGCCUAUGCCCAUGGCAGAAGACCUCGAUUUAGAGCACCCCGGCUAUCCGCUGCGCUCCAAACAAAGUGCUUCUCAAGCAGCACCGAGAAAGAGUUCUCUGGCAUAUCCUUCGAGCCAGAAGUCUCCAGAUCCAGACCACACCCGCCGCGAUUCGAAAGUGGUGACAUUUCAAGACCAAAAAGUCGAGCCGACUGUGGUGACAAUGGAAGACCAGAAAGUCGAGCCGACCGUGUUGAAACCGGAUGCUGUCCUUACCAGCAAAGCAGGCCCAGCCCCCGAGGAGCCCAUUGAUUCUGCCCAAAUCUCGAGCGACAGCAGCAACUCAUCCGAGAGCGACUCGGGUGAUUCUAGCGACUCUAGCGAUUCCAGCAACUCCGAUGACUCCAAUGACUCUAGUGACUCCAGUGAUUCCAGUGACUCAUCAUCAGAUGAAGGUUCGACUGACGUUUCGACUUCCAAUUCGGAAGAUGACUCAAGUUCCGAUUCGGACGACAUAUCCACGUCAGAAUCGGAGGACGAGCUUUCAGACUCAGAAGCGGGAGCGCACACCAAAACCAUUCCACCUGGCGCAGGGUCUUUGAGAACCAAGAAAAGCAACCAGCGAAACAAAAUGCGACGCAGAUUAGCAAAGCUCAAGGAACUUGGUGCUCUGCCCGCGCAGGCCGACUUUGCUGCUCUCCGUGAAUGGGAAGACGCCCAUGGGCGUUCCUACUACGUCUCCGAAGCCAAACAAGAUGCCAAAGAGCAGGAGCGCGCCGAAUUUGAAGCGAGGCGGCAGAAGCUGCUUCGCGAUCUGGAAUCUGGAGGGAUUGAUGUGACUGUAGUGUCACAAAAAGAGACUGCUUCCCCACAGAGUGCUGGUGAAACUGAACAAGCCCAGCCUGCAGCGAAAGUGGCAGCAGAUGAUGGAAAAGAAGCGAGCCCACCUCCCAAGCGGCGUACUCUCGAUGUUGCCAGCUCCAGGCGAUUGCUUUUCGGCUCCCUGGGGGUGAGGACUCCACGAACCAAAGAGGACGAGGAGGCUACCCGGAAAAAGCUUGCAGGAAAGAUCAACCCUGCUCAAGUACAGAAGCCCGCGAAAGAAGACACACCCAGCGUCCCUGAAAGCGACUCGGACGAGAAUUGGCAAGACAAGUUGAUUCUCCGGGCCAUCGAGUGCAUUUACGAUGAUAUUGACCUGACGCCUCCACCUUUCCCCUUCGAACAGCGUUGGGACACCGAAGCCGGUGAGAUCAUCAGACAACGCAAAGGUUGGGGCAAGAAACGGAAACGGCGGCAGCAGCUCCAAGUCUACAAUGGCGACGAGGAGGAUUAUGGGAAUAGCGGUUACGGCUAUUCUACGGGCGACAUACAACUGAACUACGACGACACGGAGCAACCGAAUGGAGAUGUGGAAGGGGUCGAGCAUGCUGCAGAGCCGACUGCGGAGGACCAGACUGAGGACACGGCAGAUGAUCUCCCCGCGCUGCCUAGUGACCCGGCUUCUCUGCAGGACAUGAGUGUGAAGGAUUUAAAGAGAGGCUUGGUAUUUGCCUUCCGGCAACUGGAAAUCUCCAAAGCCACGAGCUGGCAACCCACGGUAUCUGGUUAUCGAGUAGCCAAGAUCCACGACGUCUUCGAGGACAACAUCGUGAAGAUCCGGAUGUCCAAGCGGGACCGAAGACAGGCCCGGGAUGACGAAGAUUGGGAUGAGGAAAACGACCGGCCUCAAUACAGUGGGUUUGAAAUGCCCGGUUUGGACGAGGACGAGGAUGACGGCUUCCGGGAAUUGUCCUUUGCCGAUUUGAUCGAGCCCAAGCUUCUCCGAGCUGCUGACGCUGCAGGCCUUGGGGAUGCUGGGAAACCCAGCAUCUCCCGUGCAGCAGAGGAGCGCUAUCCGCCGAGCCCCAGACCGGCUCCGAACGAGGCGGCAGCCAUGCGCGACUACGAGGAUGGUCAGCCACCAACGCGGGAUACAGAAAAGGAACGGGCUGACCGGGAUGCAAAGCCAUUGAACCAGGAGAUGAUUGAUACCGCGGAGGAACCUGCCAUGGACUCCAGCCCAAUCCAAUCACCGCAAUUUGUCGGAUUCCAGUCUCCCCGCGCGGACUUGACUGACGCAUCGAACGCUAGUCACGAAGAAGAAGCCUCGGAAUUUGCUAUCCCUCCAUCCGGGCAAGACACGCAGAGUGGCCGGAACGGUCGACAGCCGGAUGAGAGUGGCCUGGAGAUCAAAGACCCUCCCUCGCCAUUGCACUCGACGCAUCUCCCUGUUGACCCCGACGAGGGGAACGAGGCGGCACCCCUCUCGGACGACGACCUGCAAAUGAUUAGUAGCUCGGCCAGUGUGAUGUCCUUCAACUGUCUGAUGGAGAAGUACUUUCCCCCCGCCGUCAAGGGGAAGGCAUCGACUCCGCCUACGAAGCAAGAGCCCGAGGACAGUCAGGCACCAUCGUCGUCGCAGUCAUCCACCUCUUCAUUCGUGCCUAAUCCAUUCUAUGAGGUCGACAAGGCCGAGGAAGAACGGCAGCGACGACGAGCGGCUCGCAAAGGGCGACGCCAUGGCAACCCAAACGGAGGAGACGGGGCCCUGGAGCUGGGGUCUCUGGCACGGUCGGUGUCUCCCAUGGCGGACCAACGCCCCCGGGUGAAGACGCCGCCGGCGGAGGAGCCAUCAUCGAUCUACGUUGUCCCGGAGAGCGUGCCGCCUUACGAGGAGGAGCCCCAGCAGUCGGCCCCCCAGUCGCCGGCAUCGCAGGUGUCUUUGGUGGACCUAACGCAGUCGAGUCCGGCCCGGUCGCCGGGUGGGAGUGAUGGGGACUAUGCACGAUCGCACCGACUCCCCCGAGGGCCCGGGUGGGUGCAGAAAAAUGUUCCCCGGACGCGACGGGUGACGAGGCAGUCGAUGGGACGACGAUGA
This is a messenger RNA of Aspergillus ibericus CBS 121593, 4074 nucleotides long. RefSeq lists its product as uncharacterized. Lineage: Eukaryota; Fungi; Ascomycota; Eurotiomycetes; Eurotiales; Aspergillaceae. The record is from RefSeq and is a predicted model, not a curated record. Bases 298 to 4074 code for a protein of 1258 amino acids. The transcript has 3 exons.